AAAGUACCUGUGGGCCAGAUCUGGGGCAGGCCAUUUUCCAAUGCAUGCCAGUGCAAACCAGGUUCAUAAUUCUGCUCACAUCAUAUGCCACUAUAAUUCUUGCCUAGAAUUCCAUAUUCAGACUAUUUGAAUAUGAUGUCAGAAGCACGGUUGUUCCUUUUGCCUUUUAUAAUUGGAGGAGGGGAGUUGUGGAUUAAAAGGAGUAGGGUAUAGAAUAAUUUUAUAACUGGAAUCUAUAAAAGGACACUGAGACAAGUGGCAAUAUCUGUGAUGAAAGCACAAAGCCACUAGAGAAAGAAGACACUUUCAUGUACGAAACUGAUACGAAGAGAGGAAAAGAGAAGGAAGGAGAAUGUUGGGACUACGAACAUUUCUGAUCGCUCUACCAGUGUGUCUUCUGAUUGUGCUUUACCUAAAAUGGCUCUGGUCAUGCAAACACUACCCUCCUGGGUUUUCUGUCUUUGGAGAGUUGUGGAAGAUUAGGACUGGGCUUCCUCAAGAUUUUCUCAUCCAGUGGGCAAAGCAAAAGGGCAAGAUUUUCACCCUGUGGAUAGGACCUCUACCCUUUGUAGUAAUUUCUGGAUUCCAAGCUGUGAAAGAAGGGCUGAUCAACCAUGCAGAAGACUUUGUGGACCGACCAGAAACCCCUUUUAUUAAAGCUGCAUUUAAAAAGAGAGGUAUCAUGUUUUCAAAUGGACACACCUGGAAGCAGCAGAGACGUUUUGGGCAAGUGACUAUGCGGAAGUUGGGACUGGGGAAGAAAGGGAUGGAGCACCAAAUAGCAGAGGAGGCCCAACAGCUUGUGGAGACUUUUGCACAGGCAAAAGGGCAGCCUUUUGAUCCUUCACUACCCAUCACUAAUUCAGUCUGCAAUGUGAUAAGUGUUUUGGCAUUUGGGCAGCGGUUUCCUAUUGAGGAUGAAAACUUCCAGAAACUGAUUGAAGCCCUUGAUAUUUUCAGCAAAGUUGGAUCCAGCAUUCCACAGGUGGCCUAUGAGAUAUUCCAUUGGGUCAUGAAACAUCUUCCAGGGCCUCUUACAAAUUUUUUUUCCGUUCUGGAGGUGACACUUGCAUUUGCAAAGAAGCAGAUAGAAAACCAUAAGGAAUUUCAGAGACUGCAUGAUCCACAGGAUUUCAUUGAUUUCUAUCUACUUCAGAUGGAAAAAGCCAAGGAUGACCCCAACUCUACUUACAAUGAAGACAACUUGGCUCAGUGUGUGCUUGAAUUGUUUGCUGCAGGGACAGACACUACUGCCACUUCCUUGCAGUGGGCGCUGCUGCUCAUAACAACUUAUCCAGAUGUCCAAGAUAAAGUCCAAAAAGAGAUAGAGGGUGUUUUUGGUUCAUCUUGCUUAAUCUUCUAUCAAGAUCGGAAGAAACUUCCCUACACCAAUGCAGUAAUUCAUGAAGUCCUGCGUUCCAAAUAUGCCUUGUUAUAUGGAGUUGCCAGAACAACUGUAAAGGAUGUGGACAUUCUUGGUUUUCACAUUCCCAAGGGGACUGAUGUUGUUCCCGAUAUGCGAUCUGUUCUCCUUGAUCCUGAGCAAUGGGAGAAACCUGAAGAAUUCAACCCAAAUCAUUUUUUGACCGAAGAUGGACAGUUUGUGACCAGAGAAGAAUUUUUGCCAUUUGGUACAGGGGCUCGUGCAUGUAUCGGGGAGCAGCUGGCGCGGAUUGAGCUCUUCAUCUUUCUCACAAGCCUGCUGAGGGCGUUCACCUUCCAGCUGCCAGAAGGAGUGAAAGAAUUGAAUCAAGACCCUAUUGUAGGAUUCACAAUGCAUCCUCAUCCAUAUAAGAUCUGUGCCAUUCCCCGCUACAGUAGAUAAUAAUAAAAAUAAUUACAGUGUC
Messenger RNA from Hemicordylus capensis (graceful crag lizard), 1847 nucleotides. RefSeq names its product cytochrome P450 2J4-like. Gene Ontology annotation, cellular component: intracellular membrane-bounded organelle; cytoplasm. Gene Ontology annotation, biological process: arachidonate metabolic process; xenobiotic metabolic process. NCBI's taxonomy places the organism in Eukaryota, Metazoa, Chordata, Lepidosauria, Squamata, Cordylidae. Gene Ontology annotation, molecular function: iron ion binding; heme binding; oxidoreductase activity, acting on paired donors, with incorporation or reduction of molecular oxygen, reduced flavin or flavoprotein as one donor, and incorporation of one atom of oxygen. Bases 353 to 1825 code for a protein of 490 amino acids. The record is from RefSeq and is a predicted model, not a curated record. The transcript has 9 exons.